AUGUCUUUCAGAAACGCUUCCCUUCGUAUGGCUCGUACUGCUUCUAGCCGUGCCUCUAGACAAAUUGCUUCUAAAAGAGCUUUAUCUGCUUUAGCUAACGCUGCUCGUCCAGUUGUUUCUAAACAAUCUAUGGCUCCAACUGCUAUUCGUGGUGUUAAAUCUAUUAACUUUGGUGGUACUGAAGAAAUUGUCCACGAACGUGCUGACUGGCCAAGAGAAAAAUUAUUAGAAUACUUCAAAGACGAUACUUUUGCUUUGAUUGGUUAUGGUUCUCAAGGUUACGGUCAAGGUUUAAACUUGAGAGACAAUGGUUUAAAUGUUAUCAUUGGUGUUAGAAAAAACGGUGCUUCUUGGAAAGCUGCCAUUGAAGAUGGUUGGGUUCCAGGUGAAAACUUGUUUGAAGUUAAUGAAGCUAUCAAUAAGGGUACUUAUAUUAUGAACUUAUUAUCUGAUGCUGCUCAAUCUGAAACUUGGAACACUAUUAAACCUUUAAUCACUCCAGGUAAAACUUUAUACUUUUCUCAUGGUUUCUCUCCAGUUUUCAAAGAUUUAACUCAUGUUGAACCACCAAAAGAUGUUGAUGUCAUUUUAGCUGCUCCAAAAGGUUCUGGUAGAACUGUCAGAACUUUAUUCAAAGAAGGUAGAGGUAUCAACUCUUCUUAUGCCGUCUGGAAUGAUAUCACUGGUAAAGCUGAAGAAAAAGCUAUUGCUUUAGCUGUUGCCAUUGGUUCUGGUUACGUUUACCAAACCACUUUUGAAAGAGAAGUCAACUCUGAUUUAUAUGGUGAAAGAGGUUGUUUAAUGGGUGGUAUCCACGGUAUGUUCUUAGCUCAGUAUGAAGUUUUAAGAGAAAAUGGUCACACUCCAUCUGAAGCUUUCAAUGAAACCGUUGAAGAAGCUACUCAAUCUUUAUACCCAUUAAUUGGUAAAUACGGUAUGGACUACAUGUACGAUGCUUGUUCCACCACUGCUAGAAGAGGUGCUUUAGAUUGGUACCCAAGAUUCAAAGAUGCUUUGAAACCAGUUUUCAAUGAAUUAUACGAAUCCGUUAAAAACGGUUCUGAAACUCAAAGAUCUUUGGACUUCAAUGGUUCUCCAGACUACCGUGAAAACUUAGAAAAAGAAUUAGAAAUCAUUAGAAAUAUGGAAAUUUGGAAAGUCGGUAAAGAAGUUAGAAAAUUACGUCCAGAAAACCAAUAG
This is a messenger RNA of Hyphopichia burtonii NRRL Y-1933, 1200 nucleotides long. It is a transcript of the gene ILV5, whose product is annotated as ketol-acid reductoisomerase. Gene Ontology annotation, cellular component: mitochondrion. Gene Ontology annotation, molecular function: ketol-acid reductoisomerase activity. The transcript has a single exon. NCBI's taxonomy places the organism in Eukaryota, Fungi, Ascomycota, Pichiomycetes, Serinales, Debaryomycetaceae. The coding region runs from base 1 to 1200 and encodes 399 amino acids. Gene Ontology annotation, biological process: L-valine biosynthetic process. The record is from RefSeq and is a predicted model, not a curated record.